Messenger RNA from Corylus avellana, 1275 nucleotides. Its product is annotated as Pathogenesis-related thaumatin superfamily protein. The record is from RefSeq and is a predicted model, not a curated record. Lineage: Eukaryota; Viridiplantae; Streptophyta; Magnoliopsida; Fagales; Betulaceae.
CAAAAAAGAAGCAGCAGCAGAGUUCAGUGACCCUUCGCACUUCGCAAGAAAAGUAGAGUUCUUUGCGCCUCUCCAACUCAAACUCCACCUUUUCUUGCUCGAAUUUUCAACCCUCGUCUUCUUCAGUCCAAUGGGUCUCCGUCUGCUACUCUCCGCCGCCGUUUUCACUCUCCUCACCAUCUCUUUCUUCUCAGAGGUCCACUCCGCUUCCUUCAAGAUAGUCAACAAGUGCCGGCGCACGAUAUGGCCCGGUCUGCUAUCCGGCGCCAACACGCCACAGCUCCCCACCACCGGGUUCGCGCUUAAGAGCGGCAAGUCCAAGACCAUAACGAUACCCAAGUCAUGGUCGGGUCGGAUGUGGGGUCGGACCCACUGUGGCCGAGACUCCAGCGGCAAGCUCUCAUGCCUCACCGGCGACUGUGGGUCUGGGAUGCUACAGUGCGCUGGCUCUGGGGCAAAGCCUCCUGCCACGCUGGCAGAAUUCACGCUAAAUGGCGCCAACGGGCUGGACUUCUACGACGUGAGCCUCGUCGACGGCUACAACCUCCCGAUGCUUGUUCUACCAAAAGGAGGUACAAGAGGCGGAUGUGGCGCCACCGGAUGUUUAGUGGACUUGAACGGCGCGUGUCCGAAGGAGCUCCGUGUGGCGAGUGGGGGUCGGGUGGUGGCGUGCAGGAGUGCGUGCGAGGCGCUCGGCGAUCCGAGGUUUUGUUGCAGCGAGGCGUUCGCUACGCCUGACACGUGUGGGCCGUCGAUGUACUCACUGUUCUUCAAGUACAUUUGCCCACGCGCGUAUAGCUACGCGUACGAUGAUAAGACCAGUACCUUCACGUGUGCCUCCGCCGAUUACAUGAUCGUAUUCUGCCCGUCACCUUAUACCAGUCAAAAAUUGCUCGGAGCUCGGAAAGAUGGGGCACAGCUACCACUGGUGAACAAGACCACAAUGUACAUACCAAGCCACCAUGCAAACAGUGCUUCAUACUCAGGCAGAUAGUACCUCGAAGUUCAGCUGAAGAAAUGGUGUCAUCUUCUCUGUUGUUGUUCCAGCUCUUUGCUUCUCUCUCACUCUUCCCAUUUGUUGCUGGUUUAAUAGCUCAAUGGCUAAAAUGCAGAUUGGCCACACGAGGCAGGACCCGACAAAUUCCGCGACAAAUCUUGUAUAUACCUUCCUCUGCUCCCUUAACAUGGGGGUUUCCAAUAUGUUACAUAUAAACACCAAUCUUUCCAUGAUUUGAUAUAAGAGUUCAGAAAUCUGAGAUUAGUGUAGUUGGUUGC